AUGCAGAGCUCGUUCCAGCGCCGCGGGCGUCGCUUCCAGAAGAAGGCCGCGGCUGAUGUGGGCGCGCCCGACCGAGGCGCGGGAGCGGAUGCCGCCGCCGCCGCCGCUGCUCACGCGGCGUCGCGGGGGCCUACCCACCCGUCGCCGUCCCCCCUGGACGCGGUCGCGCCGCGCGUGGACGUCCCCGCGACGCACGUCGCCGGCACGCGCCCGGGCCUCCACGGCCACACGCUCGUGAGCUCGGGCCUCGCGGACCUCGACAACCUGCUCGGCGGCGGCGUCCCGCUCGGCACCGUCGUCGUGUUGGGAACCGACGGCGAUCCCGCGUCCGCGGGUGGCAACGCGUGCACGCUGCUGCGAUACUUCGUCGCGGAGGGGUGCGCCAGCGGGCACGCGGGGAUGUGGAUACACCCGGGGGGAGGUGGGGCGCGCGCCGGGUCGGGUGGGUCGAGGAGCGUCGCGCGGACGCUCCCGCGCGUCGUCGUCGACAAGGCGCGCGCGGAAGACGACGACGACGACGACGGGAGCGCUCGUCGCGACGCGAACGGCGACGCGAACGGCGACGGCCUUCGCAUCGCGUGGCAGUACAGGAGGUACCUGCGCCAGGGCAAGGCGCUAGACGACGGCAGGGUGGGCGGCGCGAGGGACGGCCUGGGCGCGGGGCUCUCCACGUCCGGGGGCGGCGGGAGUUCGCCCUCUCGGAGACGAAACGACGGCGGCGUGCGACGAUUGCCCGAGAUUUGCCACCGGUUCGACCUCACGCGAGAGAGCGACCCGGCCGUUGUGGACGCCGCGGACCUUACAUGCGUCGCGUUCAGGACCUUACCCGCGCUGGGGGAUCAAACGCUCAAAUUGAAAGCCGACGUCGACGGCGACUACGCGAGGGCGUACGAACGAUGCCGCGCGUUCGUAGACGAAUUACGUUUGCGUGACGUCGGCUCAAACGCUGUGGGACGGAUAGCGAUUCACCCCGGCGUCAACACGUCCAUCGACGUCAGCGCCGCGCGAUCCACCGUCCGGUUCCUCCGCGCGCUCCGCGGGCUCCUCCGGGGCACGCGCGUCUGCGCCGUGUGCGUCGUGUCCACGAAACAAGGCGGGCCGGACACAGCCGUGUCCCUGGCGGCGAUGACGCACGUCGCCGACGCCCGCGUGGAUGUCGAAUCGCUGCCCGGCGCGCCGUGCGCGAUGGAACAGACGCUGCCGGAUCCGUUGCUGUGCGUCGGGUUGGUGCGCGUCGUGAAGAUCGCGUUCCCCGGGGUGGCGGGCGCGUCGCCGCUGACGCGGAUGGACCGAACGUACGCGCUGCAGCUGCGGCGGCGGCGGAUGGCGCUCGCGCCGCUGCAGCUCUCGCCGGAGGAUCAUCGGCAUGGAGGGGGACCGGGGGCGUCGGGCUCGGGCGGAGCGGGCGGGGUGAGGACGAGCAAUCUGGGCGCGGGGGGGCGUCGUAUUGAGGCGGGUUCGACGGGGAAGAAGUCGGGGAAGUCGGGCGGUUUAUGCGGGAGCGGUCCGGCGGGGGACCCGAGGAACGACCCCCUCGACUUCUGA
This is a messenger RNA of Micromonas commoda, 1545 nucleotides long. RefSeq lists its product with no specific name. The coding region runs from base 1 to 1545 and encodes 514 amino acids. Lineage: Eukaryota; Viridiplantae; Chlorophyta; Mamiellophyceae; Mamiellales; Mamiellaceae. Gene Ontology annotation, biological process: tRNA wobble uridine modification. Gene Ontology annotation, cellular component: elongator holoenzyme complex; transcription elongation factor complex; cytoplasm. The record is from RefSeq and is a predicted model, not a curated record. The transcript has a single exon.